AUGCCUCGGGGUAAGAAGGGUAAGCUCCACACCUGUGACAAACGCCGCCAGGCUCAGCAUGGCACCCAGGAUCUGAGGGGCAGUCAGGUCACUGCCACCACGAUGGAAGCACUCUCCUCUUCCUCCAAUCCUGGUCCCAGGGUUGAUGCUAAGGGAAAGUCCGGUGCUAGGUCUGGUAACCAUCUCAAGCGUCCACGGGGGGCCCUGACCACCACCUCCCCUGUGCCUGCAAGUGUUUCUCCCACAAGAUCAUCCAAAAGAGCCAUUGGGGAAAUUGGGAAAACACACAAUUCCUCUCUUGCCCCUGUCUCCAAUGUGUGGUCUGGAAAACAUUCACUAACCAGGCCGACGAGUCUGUUGGUGCAGUUCCUGUUACACAUGUAUAAGAUGAGAAAGCCCAUUAGGAAAGUGAAUAUGCUGAAGAUUAUCGAUAAAAAGUACCACAAUCGAUUCCUCAGGAUCCUCAAAAGAGCUUCUGACAGCAUGGAGGUGGUAUUUGGUAUUGACGUGAAGAAAGACAACACUGCCAAGCAUUCUUAUGUCCUUGUCAGCAAGAUGAGUCUCCCCCGCAAUGGGAUCGUGCACCGUGGCAGGGGUUUUCCCAAGACCGGUCUCCCGAUGAAUCUCCUGGGUGUGAUCUUCAUGAAGGGCAACUGCGCCACAGAGGAAUACAUCUGGGAUUUCCUGAGUAAGAUGACUAUCUAUGCUGGGAAGAGGCACUUCAUAUUUGGGGAGCCCAAGAAGCUCAUCACCCAAGAUUUGGUGCAGCUGAAGUAUUUGGAAUAUCGGCAAGUGCCGGGCAGCGAUCCAGCAUGCUAUGAGUUCCUGUGGGGUCCGAGAGCGCAUGCUGAAACAAGCAAGAUGAGAGUCCUGGAGUUCCUGGCCAGGAUUAACCGUUUGGAUCCCAGUGCCUUCCACUUUUGGUAUGAAGAGGCUUUGAAAGAUGAGGAAGAGAGGGCCCAAGCCAACGGAUGUCCCAGUGUUCCUCCAGCAGUUCCUUCCACACCUAGUGAAGCUGAGGCAAAUUCUGCACUUUGUGGCUCGAGAGAGUAG
Molecule: messenger RNA, 1053 nt
Organism: Capra hircus (goat)
Lineage: Eukaryota; Metazoa; Chordata; Mammalia; Artiodactyla; Bovidae
Product: melanoma-associated antigen B3-like
Exons: 1
Coding region: 1-1053 (350 amino acids)
Biological process (GO): negative regulation of transcription by RNA polymerase II
Cellular component (GO): nucleus
Source: RefSeq, a predicted model, not a curated record